ACAGCGAAUGCGGCGCAUUCCCGUCGGUUGCCCAGUUAGGAGAGACGUCGUGAACGAGGUAAAGUGCAGGGCGAGGAAGCGUGUAGUACGUUAGCCCAACCAGCGGCGGAGGCUAUACAGUAGCCUACAGUUGCUUAGAGCGGCGUAACCACUCUCUUGUCACAUGCGGUCGUCUGUGAAUAAGGCGAGACAAAAUUGAACAAAAGAAGAGGAAAAAUCCCAGAUAUUUCUAAAGGAGUGGGAGCUCAAAAUCGACACGCUACAUCAGUAAGAUGGCGCAGGUGAGCGAGCAGCAGGCGCAGGUGCAGCGCGACCUGGCGGACCAGAACUUCGACUACAUGUUCAAGCUGCUGCUGAUCGGCAACUCCAGCGUGGGCAAGACCAGCUUCCUGUUCCGCUACGCCGACGACUCCUUCACCUCCGCCUUCGUCAGCACCGUGGGCAUCGACUUCAAGGUCAAGACCAUCUACCGCAACGAGAAGAGGGUCAAGCUGCAGAUAUGGGACACGGCUGGUCAGGAGAGGUACCGCACCAUCACCACGGCGUACUACAGAGGAGCCAUGGGCUUCAUCCUCAUGUACGACAUCACCAACCAGGAGUCCUUCUACGCCGUGCAGGACUGGGCCACCCAGAUAAAGACGUACUCGUGGGAUAACGCCCAGGUGGUGCUGGUGGGAAACAAGCAAGACUUGGAGGACGACAGACUGGUGCCAACAGAGGACGGGAAGAGACUAGCCAGCGAGCUAGGCUUCCAGUUCUCGGAGGCGAGUGCGAAGGACAACAUCAACGUGCGUCAGUCCUUUGAGCGGCUGGUGGACGUCAUCUGUGAGAAGAUGAACGACAGCAUGGACGGAGAGCCCAGCCCCGUGGCCAAUCACAAGGGCCCGAGCCUGCAGGACACGCCCCCCGCCGCAAAGGGAGGCUGCGCGUGCUGA
Molecule: messenger RNA, 935 nt
Organism: Sardina pilchardus (European sardine)
Lineage: Eukaryota; Metazoa; Chordata; Actinopteri; Clupeiformes; Clupeidae
Gene: rab3da
Product: RAB3D, member RAS oncogene family, a
Exons: 5
Coding region: 273-935 (220 amino acids)
Biological process (GO): regulation of exocytosis; protein secretion; protein localization to plasma membrane
Cellular component (GO): plasma membrane; synaptic vesicle; endosome
Molecular function (GO): myosin V binding; GTPase activity; GTP binding
Source: RefSeq, a predicted model, not a curated record